AUGGAAAAAAGUAAAAAUGAGCAUGACCAGGCAGAUGAUACUAAGAUUUAUUGUGCCACAAGAGAAGGGAUGAUACUAGGAGGCAGAUCUAAUUCAAGAUCAUUGCCAUUCAAUGGUGGCGAUGAACCAAGUGAUAUAAAUGAAGACAACAACCAUCAGAGUCAGCAAACAGCUACCUUUAAAGUGAACAAAAAUACUCUUUCUGGAUACCCCAGUACUCUAUCAGAACAAAUCCCAAGGAAUCAGAAUCAUAACCCUUAUUCUAAUUUACAUAGCAGCUUACCAAACAUACUGCCAAUUAGAGGGUAUACUUCAGAUGCAAAAGCAUCAGAUGCUGACGAUGAUAAAGAUAAGUUAAUAGAUGAUCUUACAAGAAGAAUUGACUUUCUUUAUAAAAUUGUCAAUGGUUAUGCAAAGGAAUUUAAACUAUUAUAUGAACAAGUAGAAGCAAUAAAACCUAAAGAAGGGUGCAUAGAGACUUCCGAAGAAUCCAAGGUAAUAGAUAGCGAAGAGAAAUAAUGAUGACAACAUGGGAAAACCUGUUGCAGAAGAUACCCUUAUGGACCUGCUCGAAUGUAUUAACAAGAUCAAACAAAAGACAGAUAAAUUAGACAAAAAGGCGAAGGAAGGUGGUUUCGCUAGCUCUGAAGUUAGAUUUCAGUCAAAUAGUAGAGAAGAAAAUUAGCUUCAGAAGAACAGUGAAGAGAGAAAGAGAUUCCAACCCUAUGCUUUAUCAAAAUGAUGAUAAUUCAGGCUUGGAUGGCAUUCUUUAGUGCAAAAUAUGAGAUAUACUGUGCAAAACUUCCUUUUUCUCUAUCGUUUCUCCAAGAAUCUUC
Messenger RNA from Moneuplotes crassus, 836 nucleotides. The record is from the annotation of a GenBank genome assembly. Lineage: Eukaryota; Ciliophora; Spirotrichea; Euplotida; Euplotidae.